AUGCCAACUCCUCAAUGGGAACCAGCCGAGGUACUCCGACUUGACCCCUACUCAUCCGGCUUCACAUGUAUCGGCUACGCCCCGUCGAAAGGCCGGAGAUGUCGUAACCCCAUCGCAUGUGCCAACCGUCAGGACUCUGCAAAGAUACUACUGGAGAUUUCGAAACUUGAUCCUCAGUCCCAAAGAGUCGAUGACGAACUCGAAGACCUAGCGUCUCGCCUUCUUUGCAGGAGAUGGCAUCAGGACCAAGCACUAGAUAUGAAGAGACAGUGGCGACGUAACAUUGAGAGUUACCGAGCUGCCGAAACUGCUCGUCUACGUGAGCGUACGGAGUACCUGGUGCAACUCCUGUUCACAGCUGCAGAAGUCCGGGCAGAGCAGUCGAGCACAGUCCGGGCAGAGAGGGCAAGUCCGGCAGAGCGGCAAGCGACAGAGAGGUCGAGUGCAGUCCAGGCACAACAGUCUAGCACAGUCCGGGCAGAGAGAUCGAGUGCAGUCCGGGCAGAACAGUCGAGCACAGUCCAGGCAGAGCGGUCAAGCACAGUCCGGACAGAGAGGUCGAGUGCAGUCCAGGCACAACAGUCGAGCACAGUCCGGGCAGAACAGUCAAGCACAACUCAGGUAGAGCAUUCAAGUAUAGUCCGGGCAGAACGGUCGAGCAUAGUCCAGACGGAGCGGCCAAGCACAGUCCGCACGACCCCAUCUCCGGCGUCUUCCACUUUGGCUCAAACUCGAGCAACGACCCUUAGGAUAGACCAAACCGCGACUUCGGUGGUGCACCUAUCUAUUCACGUCUCCUCCUCAGCAACCCUGUCGAUUACUACUGGAGAAGAACCGGGAAGAAGAGAGAACAAUGAUCCAAAUGAAGAAGAAUCCAGACGGCAAACGGACCCAGACCCUAACUCGUCGAGCCCGCCGGAAGCACUACCGCAAGAAACAAACCCAUCCCCAAUUCCAUCCGCGGCCAACCUCACCACACCAAGAGAAGAAGCGGCAAACGCAACGUCAUCCGAAGCGCCUAUCCUCGAACCACCCACACCCUCACACCCACACCCUCACACCACUCCCACGACCGCAGACCCAUAG
Letharia columbiana is the source of this 1086-nucleotide messenger RNA. RefSeq lists its product as uncharacterized. The coding region runs from base 1 to 1086 and encodes 361 amino acids. The record is from RefSeq and is a predicted model, not a curated record. The transcript has 2 exons. Lineage: Eukaryota; Fungi; Ascomycota; Lecanoromycetes; Lecanorales; Parmeliaceae.